Molecule: messenger RNA, 1854 nt
Organism: Saccostrea echinata
Lineage: Eukaryota; Metazoa; Mollusca; Bivalvia; Ostreida; Ostreidae
Exons: 8
Coding region: 143-1819 (558 amino acids)
Biological process (GO): nervous system development
Cellular component (GO): membrane
Source: RefSeq, a predicted model, not a curated record
UCCAGGCCACUUAGUUGGUGAAUUCCAUUGUAACAGUUUAUGUCCAUAAUAUAUGUCGCCUGUAUAUCUCCUAAUCACCCCCUAAUUAGAGUUAGCGCCUGACUGAUCCAAAUGUCAUUUUAAUACGUUUCAGAAACAAGAAAUGUUCUUGCGAUUUAUUGUGACUAUUAUUAUUUUCACAGGAAUAAGUCCACUAUUGGUGCUUGGGGAUUGUAAUUUGAUUGAAAUUCCGAAUGGGAGAUCAAGUUUUCGAAUGAAAGGCAGAGCAAUAUUGUUUACUUGUAAUGACGGAUUCGUCCUAUACGGGGAACCUUACGACAACUGUAAGAAUGGUUUCUGGAGCAGACCGCCACCAAGGUGUGUGGCUCCUGGAUGUCCACUGAUACAAAAUAUUACCAACGGUGACGUCAGAAGAUCGCACACUGGGUCCGUGAUAGAGGUCACGUGUAACAAUGGAAUGACCAUACAAGGAGAGGCCCUUCUAACAUGUGAUGGACAAAAUUGGAGCUCAUCUAUUCCAAAAUGUCUAGAACCGUCUGAAGUAGAUAGCUGUGAUUUUGAAUCCAGUAAAUUUUGUGGGUGGAGUCAGGACCAAACAGAUGAUUUUGAUUGGACACAUCACAGUGGGAAUACAUCAACAGGAAAAACUGGACCAACCACAGAUCACACCCUAGGACCGAAUUAUACGACAGGUCACUAUAUUUAUAUCGAGGCAUCCACCCCUAGACAUCCGGGUGACGUCGCUCGUUUAUUAUCCCCAUGGUAUCCCAUUGACCGCAGCAAUCGAUGCUUUAGAUUUUGGUACCAUAUGAACGGUCCUAAUCAGCUGAAUGCUGUGGGUACACUAAAGGUCUUGCUUCGAACCGGAAGCGGAAACAACUUUAGCGAAAAGGUCUUAUUCACAAUGUCCGGAAACCAAGGAGGGGACUGGAAAUGUGGACACUUCAAAAUUCCGAUUUGUACAGAAAGGUUUCAGAUUGUGUUGGAAGCAAUACGCCAGGACAGUUAUAUGAGUGAUAUUGCAGUGGAUGACUGGCUUAUGUUUCCUUGCAAGCCACCGGAUCUGUCUAUUCCUGAUCCAGCAGCACAGUCAGCAAGGCUUACAAUCAGUGAAGGAAUAUCAUCGCCUUUAUCACUUGUUACCACAGAGGGCGUAGACACCUCAACACAGAUGUCUACAACGCCACCUACCGUUAAGAACACGACAGAAAUACUCACCAGAGAUGACACAUCCACUAUUAUAACUACUGUAGAGGACUCAGAUACUAUCACGGGUACUUAUGCCAGUGAUUCAUCAACCACUUCAAAGCAAUCUUACCACACAGAGUUAAUUAAAACCCGAGAAGACAAUUAUACGUCGUCGAUCAUUCUGAGCACACUUAGUAGUAAUUCCAGUACAGAAAAUCUAAAUAGGAAGUCAUUCUUUAGCAGCAUUGUCAUAACAUCACCGGAAGUCCCUCUGUCCAGUUCCAGGAACAAGUUAAUAAGAACCACAGAAAUAUCACAGACAGAAAAAUACUUCAAAAAUCUUACAAAUACUGAAUCAAGUACCAGCACUCUUUCGGAGGGACCAUCAUCUACAACUCAGAGAUCAUUGCUAUUUAAUUUAACUCAUAAAAAACAAAAACCUCUCAUUAUGUUUACUGCAGAAGCCAUUGUGAAUAUGUGUAUAGGGCUGGUUGUCCUUUGUCUCUUUACAGUAAUACUUGUUAUAAUGGGGUGUAUCUGCAGGAGACAGCAAAAAAUCUACAAUGACAAAUACCAGGAACUAAAGCUGUUUGUAGAAACACAUUAUAGAACUAAAUAUAUAACAGUGUAAGAUUGUAUUUUUUUUUACAUUAAAAUUGAAAAUUA